AUGAAGAACACUCUCUCCUCAACUCCUCCACCACUCUGGAAAUUCCUUUUGCUCUUAUUACUACUUCUCUUAAUCCCCUUCACUUCCUCCAAGAAAUCGCCGGAAACCUCCAUUCACCACCGACUCCAUGAUCAUCAUUGCGCCACCGCCACUAUCUCCACUCCAAAACACCCACAUCCUCCUUGCCUCCAAACCCAAACGCUCCACCCUCGCCGCCCACCCCAGCCACCACUCCCGCCACAGCACCUCCAACCGCCGCCACCACCUGAAGAAAUCGAUCCAAGAUACGGCGUAGCAAAAAGAUUAGUCCCUUCUGGACCCAACCCACUUCACAAUUGA
Lactuca virosa is the source of this 339-nucleotide messenger RNA. Lineage: Eukaryota; Viridiplantae; Streptophyta; Magnoliopsida; Asterales; Asteraceae. The record is from the annotation of a GenBank genome assembly.